UCCGUAUCCAACCUCAUACAUACAGAUCGAAGCUCCGAGGAACAACAUAUCCUCUUUAACUCUUUGUGUAUUUUCUAAAAUAACCAUUCGCAUCUCUUCCAUUGUUUUUUCAAUUUUCUUUUUUUACUUUCCCAUUCGUCACUCUGAGACAGACACCAUUUUUCUCUGAUGAAGGCAACACCACCUAACCAACCUCUCUGUUUCACUUCUCAGAUUUGAACGAGUUAUUUUUUUUUUUUUCGAUUUCCCAUUCAUUUACUAUUCUCAUUCUCUUGUGUUGGACUAAUAGAGUUAGAUCAGGUUCAUUUCCAAAGGGUGGUACUUGGAAGUGCUAGUUCAAAUUUCAAAGAGCUGAAAGCCUGAAAAUCGAUUAUUGAAUUUCAAUUUUCAAUAUUUUCCAUUGUUUGGAUUGGGAUAUAUAUAUGGCCAUAGCUCGGUUAGUUCGGCAAGCAAAGCGGCCUCAUGGGUUGUGGGUGAAGAUGACAGCUGUGACCAUAUUGGGUCUCUGCUUCAUCUUCGUGUGGGGGGUGUUUUCGUCUUCUUCAACCUCUGUCACCACCCAAAGGGAGAGCUUUGAGGACAUUGCAGAACCUGCUUCCUCUUCCUCUUCUCACAAGCCUCAAAAGUUGAAGAAAGAUGAAUCUAAAAAACACCCUUCUGCUGCCACGCGUCACCACCCUGAACAACAUAAGGGAAAAGACAACAACAACGACAACAAAGAGAAGAAACACGUGCAUAAGGAGGAUAAUAAUAAGGAGAAAGGGAAUCAUCAAGGGAAUGAAGAUCCUCAACCACAACAUGACCAGGAAGAAGAGAAAGAGAAAGAGAAAGAGGAGGUGGAGGUGGAGGGUGAGGCCGAUGUGGAUGCUGGCGGCGGCGAUUUGGCUGAAUCUGUGGAUCAGGGCGACUCUGAUGAGGCGGUGGAAGAUGUGGAGGAGGUGAGAAAAGCAAGCAAGGGAAAGGGAAAGGUGAAAGGACCCUUGUUUGAUCCAAAUGCUACCUAUAGCUGGAAACUGUGUAGCACUAGAAGCAAGCAUAAUUACAUUCCCUGCAUUGAUAUUGAAGUUGGUGGUGGGAAGGUACCUAGUUACCGGCACACGGAGAGGAGUUGCCCGAGGACACCCUUCAUGUGUCUGGUUCCUCUUCCUCAUGAAGGGUAUGAGUCUCCACUACCCUGGCCUGAAAGCAAAUUGAAGAUAUUGUACAAGAAUGUUGCACACCCGAAACUAGCUGCAUACGUAAAAAGGCAUAAUUGGUUGAUGGAGUCUGGAGAGUAUCUUACUUUUCCCCAAAACCAAUCUGAGUUCAAGGGAGGGAUUCUUCACUAUCUUGAGUCCAUUGAAGAGAUGGUACCAGACAUUGAAUGGGGUAAAAAUAUUCGUGUUGUCCUGGACAUUGGAUGUACAGAUUCAAGCUUGGCAGCUGCUCUCUUUGACAAGGAGAUUUUAACAUUAUCACUAGGCUUGAAGAAUGACCUAGUGGACUUAGCUCAGGUGGCGCUUGAGCGGGGCUUCCCAGCAGUGAUUAGUCCUUUAGGUAGAAGGAGGCUUCCUUUUCCAAGUCAAAGUUUUGAUGCUAUACAUUGUGGGGGUUGCAGCAUACCUUGGCAUUCCAAUGGUGGUAAGCUUCUAUUAGAGAUGAAUCGGAUUCUACGACCUGGUGGAUACUUUAUUAUGUCAACUAAACAUGACAGCAUUGAAGAAGAAGAAGCCAUGACCACAUUAACCGCAUCUAUUUGUUGGAAUGUUCUGGCGCAUAAAAGUGAUGAUGUUGGCGAAGUUGGAGUUAAAAUAUAUCAAAAGCCUGAAGGAAAUGACAUUUACGAAUUGAGAAGGAAGAAGGUUCCACCAAUUUGCAAAGAAAAUGAAAAUCCUGAUGCAGCCUGGUAUGUUCCCAUAAAGACUUGUUUGCACACCAUUCCAAUUGGAAUUGAACUACAUGGAGCAGAGUGGCCUGAGGAAUGGCCCAAGAGGCUCGAAUCUUAUCCUGACUGGGUGAACGACAAAGAGAAAGUGGUUGCAGACACCAACCACUGGAAUGCUGUUGCUAAUAAGUCAUAUCUCAAUGGGUUGGGCAUUAACUGGACAAGUAUCCGAAAUGUAAUGGACAUGAAAUCUGUUUAUGGAGGAUUGGCUGUUGCUCUCUCUCAACAAAAGGUCUGGGUGAUGAAUGUUGUACCUGUUCAUGCACCGGAUACGCUUCCCAUCAUUUUUGAACGAGGACUAAUUGGUAUAUACCAUGAUUGGUGUGAAUCAUUUGGCACUUAUCCAAGAACAUAUGACCUUUUGCAUGCUGAUCAUUUGUUCUCACGGCUCAAAAACAGGUGCAAGCAGCCUGUGACCAUUGUUGUCGAGAUGGACCGUAUAUUACGGCCAGGAGGUUGGAUAAUUAUACGUGACAAAGUUGAAAUUCUAAAUCCGUUGGAGGAAAUAUUGAAAAGUAUGCAGUGGGAGAUUAGAAUGACUUUUGCUCAAGACAAGGAGGGUAUCUUGUGUGCACGGAAAACUAUGUGGAGGCCUUGAGUCUCUAUUAUAUGCAAUUUUCUUCUUGUAUAACAUCAACAUCAACAUCAACCACAAGUGUGUGUACGAGUUAUAUUACCAUGUUCUUCAACGUGAAAUAUGAUAUAUAUGAAGGAAUUUUUAGAGGCAUCCUUCAUCCGACAAA
Glycine soja is the source of this 2667-nucleotide messenger RNA. Its product is annotated as probable methyltransferase PMT28. NCBI's taxonomy places the organism in Eukaryota, Viridiplantae, Streptophyta, Magnoliopsida, Fabales, Fabaceae. Bases 423 to 2522 code for a protein of 699 amino acids. The transcript is spliced from 8 exons. Gene Ontology annotation, cellular component: trans-Golgi network; cytoplasm; endosome. Gene Ontology annotation, molecular function: methyltransferase activity. The record is from RefSeq and is a predicted model, not a curated record.